Molecule: messenger RNA, 2522 nt
Organism: Ciona intestinalis (vase tunicate)
Lineage: Eukaryota; Metazoa; Chordata; Ascidiacea; Phlebobranchia; Cionidae
Source: RefSeq, a predicted model, not a curated record
GAAAAUAACAUAUUUUUCGUUUGCCUAAUUCAAAUUUAGAAUACAGUUAGAAUACAGUCAAAGUUAGAAUACAGUCUAUCAGUCUAACUCUAGUGCCUGGAUCGCGGUAGAGGCUUAUUGAUAAAGAAUGCGGUUGUCUGUGUCAUAACUCUUUCUGUAAUGUAUGCUUUACAAAGAGCGCUAGAGCGCAACAAACACCAAACAGUAUUCCAUCGCAUAGCGAAAAACUACCAGUAACCGCCUGUGCGCAAUCAUUGACACGCCUGCAGACCAGUAUUAAUACAGUUAAUAGAAGUUGGGUAUUAGAACAGGUAUAUUAGUACCGGCAUCCACGCGUUUAAAUGUGAUUAGUGUACAAGAAAAUAAGCUGUUUUGUUGGACAGAGGGUCUGGCAGUAGAAAAUCUCUUGGGUGUUUUGUUAUCGUUUUAGUGUUACUGAACAAUGACGGCUUUUGAAAGCUCGAAAAUAAUAUUUACAACGCUUGUUGGAUUCGUAUUUUGUCUUAUCAUGAUGUACAACUUGGAACUUAUCAGAUACGACAAGGGAAAUAUUAUAAUUCACCUUGAAGGAAAUCCAUAUGUCUCCACAAACAGAGACAGUAGACCAACAGUCACAGGAUCGGAACCAACAACCCCUAAAACAGCGACGACAUCCAAAACAACGUCAACACCUACAACAGCGAAACAAUGCGACCAAAAACUUGACUCUGAAACCAAAUCUUUAAUAAGAAAAGCAUUGGAUAAAACAAUUCAAUUAAAAGAGCUAUUUCGGCAGCAGUCGCAAACACUCACGGAGAAAAAUAAAGACGUGUUACCAGUUCUAAACUACUUCAAACGACUUGCAAAGCCUUUGGAAAAUUCACUUCUAAACGAUUUGGAACUCUUGUAUGACAAGGCGUGGAAAGAAGACGCUAAGGAAUUACAAGAACUGAAUCGGAUUGCGCAAUCCAUGAUAUCUCAAACACAGAACCCAAAGAAUUGCACUCGAGCAAAGAAACUGCACUGUGUCAUGAACCACAUGACGUGUGGGUUCGGAUGUAUAAUACACGAUUAUGGGUUGUGUGCUUUCGUUUCGAUUGGCGAAUCAAGGACCCUGCAGUACGACAUGAACCAGUUAGCUACCUACCCCGGCAUUAACACAACUUUUGAAUACCCCAGCGAAACAUGUGUGAACAGGACUAACUUCGGCAACUACAAAAUAGAGUGGCAUCCAAAAUUGCAUAAAGACGCUCCUUCUUCAAAUAAAGAAGUUUUAACAAUGACGAUAAAUGAACCUUCUACGAGUCACUCACAGUUUAGCCCUGGAACUGUGCCGCAACAUCUGAUUGAACGAUUACAACUAGUUCACUCGGACCCGAACGCUUGGUGGACAGGCCACGUUAUCAGUUACUUAGUACGGCCGCAGAAAUGGGUGUUAGAAGAACUUAAAACAAUUAAAAGAGAAAUUGAAUUUGAACAUCCGAUUGUUGGAAUCCACGUGCGGCGAACAGAUAAAAUAUCCGAAGCGUCAUAUUUUGGUCUCGAGCGCUACAUGGAUCACGUGGAAAGUUGGUACGAUCGUUAUCAGUUGAAACAUCCCAAGGAAAAAGUUGUGAGAAGAAUUUAUUUGGCAACAGAUGACGCACAAGUUGUAAAAGAAGCAAAAAACAGUUAUCCUCACUACAAGAUAUUAUUCACAAUCGGUCGAACCUUCAACAAUUCACAAAACAGGAAAAGCAAUUCGGCUGUGAAGGGUGUUUUGUUUGACGCGCUGCUGCUAAAAGAUUCCGACUUUGUUGUAGUUACAUUUUCAUCGAACAUUGGUAGACUCGUGUACGAACUACGGCAAAAUACGUCAUCGGACCCAACAUACAACGUGGUUAGCCUGGAUGAUGGUUUCUACUAUUGGGGUGAAAUAGGAAACAAGCAAGUCGCCAUAAUGGACCACAAACCGCCUACAUCACAACUAUGCAACGGAACUACUUUUCGGUCACCUAUACCAGAAAUGAGAAAAUGGACGUGUGAGCUAGAACUGAGAGUGGGCGACCAACUCCAAUCCUUCGGUUACAUGUAUCAUUCCUAUUUAAGCGGAGGUUAUAACAGAAGAAGCAAGCUACAUGGUGUAUAUCCUACCCACAAAGUUAAGGAUGUUUUAACACCAGCAGCGUACCCGAGACAUUACACGUAACGAAUAAGCUUNNACUAGAAAAUGUGAUUUGUAUUAUAUUAUCAAUGAUAAAUUAAAUUAUUUAUCCACGCGUGGCGGGGCAACGAUAGUCGUUUUAACACGGGUGUUUACUAUAACACAAUGUAACCGUUAUAACUACUCAACUAGUUAUAUAUCGUUGCUCAAUUUUAAGCAAAAGUUAACUUAUUUACUCGGAAUUUAAAGUAACAAUAUUUAUUUAUUUAAAGUAACCUAUUACUUUAAAUAAACAAGCAAAUUACCUACACUGCUUAAAUUUUUUUAAAACUUGUUUUCCUAAGUUUUAAUUACACAAAAGUGUUAACUACAAUCUGAAUAAACAAAAAAUAAAUGCAAC